UUCUACACAAAUUAUCAAAAGAAGCAAAAAUAAACUAUGUGGCUAUUUGGUUCCGUCGUACAAAUAUCACUACUGUACACUUAUUUGGCAAUUGCGAAAAAUGUCGAGCUGUCAGAAGAAUUUGAAGCAUAUCGUGAAUGUCUGGAGAAAGUUGAACGAGACAUCGGAGAGGAGCAGAGAAUAAAAGUUGUGCACGCUGUCCGAGGUGCUGACGUCAUUCUGCCUUGCUUUACUUGUGUCUCCCCGGAAGACGGUGUGGAAAUUGAUUCAACGUACAAGCCGUCGGCUGGAUCAGUUGGAAGAACUGUAAACUAUGUCGUCGACUUUUUCAAACAGAAAUUCCUGCGCUCCUCCUUCUCAAUGCCCGACAAAAAUCGCUGGAAAUUCGACUGGCAGUACGCGAUGAUGGGCCGAAUGUUUGUCCCACUGUCCAGUAUGCAUUUCGACGCUUCUGAAUCGAUUUCCGACCGGAUCCGACGCUUCACGUCGAAGGAUGAAGCCGAGUUUAAGAUCGGGGAUCGGUAUGAGCUGGUGCUGAAGGAUGUCGAUGCGAAUAGUACGGGGCACUACAGAUGUAUCAAUCGACACGGGAGAAAUGUGAUUUCCAAUAUGUACUUUUUGGAGGUCUCAAACACGAAAAAAAUCAUUCCGUUAAACGGAAGUCUUGGAGUUGAGACGCUCCCUGCAGAAGUUACCCUGAAAAAUUCCAAAUUUGUGAAGGAAAAUCUAAAAGUCGAAACUAAAGCCGGGCCAUGGAGCAAGUGCAGUUACUGCUCGUCGGAUCGUGGAGAGCAAACUAGGACCAUAAAGUGCUAUGUUGAGCCAUCCGUCCGUAUCUCCGCUCUAAAUCCUGAGCUCCGAUACCUGGGCCUCUACGACAAAAUCCCGUGCUCCUCGACCCUGCUCCCGCUGGAUCUGCGAACAAAACUGAAGAGAAUCGGAAACCAUCAGAUCUUUCUCGAAACUCGUCCUUGCUUCGAAGAAUGCACCGGCUCUGAGGAGAUCAGCAGAAUCGUCAAUUCGUCUCAGGAUCUGGGUGACAUCAGAACCCUCGACUACCUCCCCGGCGGCGAAUUUGUGUUCGGAAAUAUUCUGCCAAGGCUUUUGCCUCCGGUUGUGAGGCGGGUUCGGCUGGUCCUCGAAAACGAUCCUCAGGUGUUGUCCUGCCAGAAGCUUAUCGAUCUGAACGCGGGCGUCCACUGGUACAGUAUGAAGUUCGGACCAGUUCAGCACACGAACAUCCAUGAGUUGUACAAAGAUCGGGCGUACUUUGACGAAGAGACCAACUUGGUGUUUAGGAAGUUCGCGCUGGAAGACGAUGAUGAAUACUUCUGCUACUCGUCCAACAACAUUCUCCUCGGCACCUUCCAUAUGCGAGUCGUCGAAAAUGACCAGCACCACCAAAUUAUCGAAGUCGUGCGGAUUGUCGUGAAGUUCAGCGCCUUCAUUUUCAUCUUAUCCCUGGUUGCCAGUCAGUUGUACCGCUAAAAUUUUGCAGUUGAAUGAAGAAAUUCCCC
This is a messenger RNA of Caenorhabditis elegans, 1517 nucleotides long. RefSeq names its product Ig-like domain-containing protein (gene spe-40). Gene Ontology annotation, cellular component: membrane. The record is from RefSeq and is marked reviewed. Bases 37 to 1488 code for a protein of 483 amino acids. The transcript has 9 exons. NCBI's taxonomy places the organism in Eukaryota, Metazoa, Nematoda, Chromadorea, Rhabditida, Rhabditidae.